This is a messenger RNA of Neodiprion fabricii, 6376 nucleotides long. RefSeq names its product leishmanolysin-like peptidase (gene Invadolysin). The coding region runs from base 57 to 2114 and encodes 685 amino acids. The record is from RefSeq and is a predicted model, not a curated record. The transcript is spliced from 15 exons. Gene Ontology annotation, cellular component: cytoplasm; membrane. Gene Ontology annotation, molecular function: metalloendopeptidase activity. Gene Ontology annotation, biological process: cell adhesion; proteolysis. NCBI's taxonomy places the organism in Eukaryota, Metazoa, Arthropoda, Insecta, Hymenoptera, Diprionidae.
AUUCGGCUGCUAUGACGUCCGUGUGACGGGGGGCGACUCGGUCGGUCUGCGUUAGUAUGUGUCAUGCGUCCCGAGUGCGAGGAUCAGGCGUAAUGACGGCCAGAGUGCGGCUUAAGAUGCACCGCGCCGCGUUGUUUGUCGUGUUUCUAGUGCUCGUUGUGGACUCAGUGAGUGGGAUGUUCGAGCACCGUCAAUGCAGCCACCGACACCCGAAAGCGCACGAGGUUGUUCACGGCGUCCACGUUGAUCCAGUCCACGAAGUCAAGAAGCGCAGCAUCAGUCAACCACUCAGGAUCCUGCUUUGGUACGACCAGAGCGUCUAUAGGCUGGACGACGAGAAGUUGGACCUGAUAAACAACACCAUUCUUCCCGAGGCCGUCCAUUUUUGGGAAAGAGCGCUGAUGGUCCGAGAGACGAAAAACACGAUUCGUCUAAAUCGGAAAUGCGAGAGCAAUCAAGUCUUCGUCAAGAAUCAGCACACCUACUGCAUCGACACGUGUCGGACCGAGACGGUUUGCGGCGAAGUCGUCGUCCCUCCUGAGCAUCUCGACGUUUGCAGAACGUGCAAUGCGACCGGUCACGACUGCGGAGUUGCCGAGGGAAGCAAAGCCGGCGCAGGAAUCGACGGUUCCGAUUUUGUGUUUUACGUAUCAGCGAUGCAGACGGAAAGAUGUCACAAGGGGCUGACAGUCGCCUACGCAGCUCAUUGCCAACAGGAAGCGGCCUUGGACAGGCCAAUAGCGGGUCACGCCAAUCUCUGUCCCGGCAGCAUCAGCACGAAGCCUCAAGAACUCGAGACGCUCCUGAGUACCGUUAAGCACGAGAUCCUUCACGCUCUGGGCUUCUCCGUCAGCCUUUACGCCUUUUACAGGGAUGAAAAUGGCGAACCCCGCACCCCGCGGCGAACCGAGACUGGAAAACCGACGCUAAACGAGAAGCUCCAAACUCACCAGUGGAGCGAAAAUACGAUCAAGACGAUCAGCAGGCCCGGGUGGCAGGUUCAUGGGGGCUCGGUAGAAAGACACAUGCAGAUGAUCGUGACCCCAAACGUACAGAAGGAAGUGAGGCGACAUUUUAACUGCGACAAGCUCGAGGGCGCCGAGCUGGAGGACCAGGGCGAGGAUGGAACGGCGCUCACACACUGGGAGAAGCGGGUUUUCGAGAACGAGGCGAUGACGGGCACUCACACCCAGAAUCCCGUCUACUCUCGUAUUACUUUGGCCCUAAUGGAGGACACGGGGUGGUACAGCGCUAAUUACUCCAUGGCCCAGGAACUCGGCUGGGGGAGGAAUCUCGGGUGCAAUUUUGCGAUGAAAUCUUGCAAGGAGUGGAUAUCGACAAAGUUGUCCCACUUCCCGGAUAAGAAGGGAAAAUCCAUUCAUCCGUUCUGCAACAAGGUGAAACGUGAUCCGCUCCAUACCGAGUGCACGGACGACAGAAGCUCCGUCGCACUCUGCAAUCUCAUCGAGCAUCCACGACCACUGCCAAAAAAAUAUCAGAACUUUGACUCGAUACCGCACGUUCCAUCGGGUAGGGAAGAAUACUACGGUGGUUCCGUAUCCUUGGCUGACUACUGUCCUUACAUCCAGGAAUUCACGUGGAAGGCGAGGAACAUCGUUGUCAGAGGGUCGCAUUGCCUAUACGAGGAAAACAAUCCGAUCUUGGACAAGAAUUUUGCCGUCGAGAAGUACGGGCCUCAGUCGAGAUGCUUUGAUAACGCAGAUCAGAUGUGGGAGGAGAGAAAUUGCAAGCAGGCGAGACAGUGGCAGCAUUGGGGGUCCGGCUGCUAUCAGUACAAAUGCGAGCUUGGGAGAUUGCACAUCGUGGUUGGAAACUACACAUUCACGUGUUUCCAUUCCGGUCAAGAAAUCGCGAUAAGGGUAUUGCAGAACAAUUGGCUCCACAAAGGAGCCUUGAAAUGUCCACCCUGCAAGGACAUUUGUCAAGCGGAGUUCAAGGCUCGAGGUGAAUGGUGCAAGAAGGGCGAGGAACAUCCUCCGCCGAAUUUUUAUCCCACGGAUAGUCUUAACUGUUCUUUAGCGGCGAGAACGUCCGCCACUGGAAUUGUGCCCGUCUUUGCAAUGCUCGUAAUCUUCCCCGCGGUCUACAGGUGAUGUGUUCUUGGUAUUAGCUCGUUAUGUAUUGUUAUCAAAUGAAGGAUAUAUAUAAAUAGAAUUGACUGCCCCUGAAGGCGGAGGGGCACGAGGAAAGACAUUAUAACUUUUCAAUAACUACCGGAAACAUUGUCUCAACAAUUUAUCGCAUAUAUAGUGUAAAUUAUCGUACACGCACACAAACGAAGAAAAAAUCACUCGGAAGGGGAAAAGAGAAGGAGAAGAGAGGAAAGUAAUUUCACCGUUACGUCCAAUCAUUUUCAAAAAGUGAUUAUUCAGUUCUAUAACGAAUAUAUACACAUAUGUAUAUAAUAUAUAUAUACUAUAUUCCUCGGAAUAUUACUACAUCUUCAUAAAUGUGUAUAUAAAAAUCAGAGCCGAAGAAGAAAAUCUUUUAUCCUUCUCUUACAAGAAUUUUUGUACAUAAUAUUUUUCUGUUUUUCUCAUCACCUGAUUUUGGCCACGUUCAGUUAUCAAUUCUCGUUCGAUCGUCAAUCAAAUUUCUUCAACAUGCGAGCCUCGCUAUUUAUAUUACACGUUUGAUAACACUGCAUAUAGUUAUUCCCAAUUGUUUGAUAUCACGUCAUUUAUACUACUUUACAAUUACAAAAACAAAAAAAAAAAAGGUUACAAAAGUUGCCAUCUAUUAUUAUUAUUAUUAUUGAAUAGUAUGUUUUAUUAAUACUUUGUUCUUUCGAGGAUUUUAGACCGAUGCUACACCAGCGACAAAGUAAAAUACAAGUUUCAACACCUAACAAUUUAUUCCAAGUUCUACCGCAAUAUCGCAGUUAAAAUAUAACGAUCCAAAAAAAUCCUAAACUGAUUCAUAUAAUAAAUAAAUUUUUCUACAAGCAGCUAUAAAUUAAAGUUUUUCAUGACCUAUGUGAACCUGGCACCCAACUUUGAAAAAAAAUUGUCGGAAACUGAUAUCGAUUGUACUCUGUUUGUACUCGCCUGUACCACUUUAUUUUCGUUUGCACCUCGAAUCGAAAAAAGAUACGACAUUUUCAAAAAAUGAUCUUCACCCCACUUUUGAAAAUUUGGUUAUUUCCAACAGGAACCGCUUCAGUACCGUUUGUACCCGUUUGUACCACUUUUUUUACGUUUGUACUUCGACCUAAAAAAAGAUAAAGACGUUUUUUCAUUUUUAUAAAAGCUAACUGUUCUGUACCAAUCGCACUUUUACAUUAUCAUACGCAUCCAUUAUUUUCUUACCACGGGCGUACUGGAUGCGCAAAUAUUAUUACAUUUUUGUUUUGAGUUAUGCAAUCUUAUAAUUAUUAGCUGUCAGUGUGACAAUCCCACUUUGACGUAACCAUACUCAGACUAUUUUAUCACGAUGGCUGUUCACAAUAAUAAAAGAAGAAGAUAGAUUGUAUUGUAACCUAAUUAACAUAAUACAGGUUUUGAAUCGAGUAAAAAUAUUUAAAAACUUGGGUUUACUAAAAAUCAAAAUCGCACUCUUUCUUCUUCUGUGUCUAAGUACAAACGAAAAAAGGCAGUACAAACGGGUACGAACGACUCCGAAGCGGUUCCCAUUAGCAGAGUUCGAUUAUCUUUGAAAAGAGAAGAGUUAGGUCUUCUGAAAAUCAAAAAACGACUGUAUUUUCGUUUGGGUCAAGGUACAAACGAAAAGAAGGUGGUACAAACUGGUAGAAACUAUUCUAAAGCGGUUCCCGUUGGAAAAAACCAAAUUUUCAAAAUUAGGGUGCCGGUCAUUGUUUUAAACUGCCAUAUCUUUUUUCUAUUUGAGGUGCAAGCGAAGAAAAGUGGUACAAUUGAGAACAAACGAAGUACAAUCGAUAUCAGUUUUCUAAAUUUUUUUUUCCAAAGUCGGGUGCUAGGUUCAACAUAGGAUUUUUCAUGUAGAAGCCGUAACUAUUUCUUGUUCGUGUUACAAAGAAAAAAAAAAGAACAAGGAAACAAGUGAUAUUAUCAGCGUGGAAAAUCGACGCUCAAUGUCAUAAAAUAAAUAUAUAAAUUGCGGGUGUAAGUUGAGGUGCUCUAGGUUAAUAAAUUCAUAUCAAUUAGAUCGCAGCUUUUGCAUUGUUCUAAAAUUCUCCAAUGUAACUCCUUGAGUUACACUAAUAUUAUGUGAUAUAGCAUAUCAAUCGGAUGUUAAUGAAAAUAUGAAAAAAAGAGAAAAGAAAUGAGAGAAGAUAAAGGAAAACACAAAGUAAUUACACAUAUUAUGAAAAUGCAACGAAUCCACUUUCGUAAUCAGUUUGGACUUAUUUGAAGGCAGCUGUCUGGAAUGUUAUUAUAUUUUCAGUCUUAUACCCAGGUAUAUAUGCGAAGUGUAAGAUAUGAGAGGAGUUUGUAAAUAGAUUGUAAUGAUAAAUAUCGUUCUUAUUAUGUUUGUCGCUUAUAGUAUUAAGGAACGGAUAUGUGCGUGUAUACCAUACAUGGAACGUUCACUUAUUCCGAUCACUAUUACCACAUUGAUAGAUAUUUCCGCGAGGGUAGAAAUAAUUUUUUAUCUAAACGUAUGUACGUUCAAAUUGUUACGUCUAUAAUCUAAUAAACCAAACAUUUGUACGGGAUGAGCCGAUUUUACAAUGAAAAACUAUAAUACGUUUAGAAAUUGUCAGAAACGUUUUCAUAUAAUUGCCUCAAGAAUUUUAUCUGAUCAUCCUGUAUAAGCUACUCUAGCACUUUAGAUAAAUCUAACGGAGAACUGUAACGGUUUUGUAAAAUGCAAAGAUGUUACGACCGGAAUCUCUUUUACCUACAAAUUUAAAAGCGUCACAGUUUUCCUACUUUCUUCUAGGCUAUUGCUAAAAAUGUCUUCAUCGUUCUACACAAUACGUAUUAUAAUAUAGCGGACAUGUAUUGAUUGUCAAAUUCGUAUUUUAGUAAAAUGUCAAGGUUGUGAGGACACUCGCGAGUGGUAUAUACGUGUAACGACCGCAAAGUCCCAGCCCAAGUCCUACAAAUGUGCAAAAAUCAUUGAUCGAUUGCCCCCGCAGGAUUAGCCAUAGAAGAUAUUCAAAACAUCAAAUGAAAACAGUAGCAUUUUUGAAGGAUGUACAUAGGGAUAAAGAAAACCUUAAAUAUUAUUACGUAUUGCGUUGUUAGUUUUUAUCACUAAUUUUGCAUUUCAUACUUUUAUUUCAUCAUUCCUCCGAUGAAACUCCAUUUAUUGAUUCUCAAUUUCAUUUUCACCUCAUUACUCGAUGAAAAUCAUUUUUCCGAUGCUUCGUAGGGAAGUUGUUAAUUUUUUUUCAUCAUCAGUUAAUCAGUAGCUGAUUUGUUAUUUUUAUUUUGAAAUGUCUAGGGCGUGAAUAUUCACUGUACCAUGUAUAAUAGAUGUAUCGAUAUACAUGCCCUAUAUUACGGUAUGUGCGUAUGGUAAUAUGGAUGAUGGUGGUAUAUCUAGUGAGUGUAAAAGCAGUAAAAUAACUGAUAUAUGACGACUCUGUUUAUUCGAACUGUAAAAAGAUUUGAGAGUUUCUAUGUAACAUAGGUUUUACUAAUAAUAUCGAACGAGUGUUAAUCGUUGAUGAAAGGUCUAAAUCCAAGUGACGUGGAAGUUAUGAAUUAAUUAUCAAAGCGGAAUUAUGUCGGUUUUAUUUUUCGAUUCUCAUUAAAUAUAAACUAAUUCACAGUUUUCCUCGUUACCGAAUAAACCUUAAUAUUAAUAGAUAUAAAGUUGAUUAAUUGUAAUGAAUAACUGACCAACAAUUAAUAUAUCAAUUAUCAACGUAUCAAGAACCCAACGUGCAUUGUAACGUGUACAGUAAUCCGGGAUAUACGUUAUUACACUUGCAUGACAUGCUAUCGAUAAUUUUCCGACAACACGUGCCAUUUUUCUAUAUUUCAGAAACAAUAACUUUGGUAGUGGCAAACUAAGAUUUCAUCGAAGUCUUAUUUGUACCUAUACCACACAUAUUAUACGCAUAACGUAAUGUAUAAUCGUUUCGUUCAAUUAUUGUUACAGUGUGUCUGAGGAUAGAGUUUAAUCUGUAAUAGAUAUAUUAUAUAUUAUAUGAUAAUAAUAACUAUUGUAUAAUUCAUGACGGAUAAUGAUAAUUUAUUCGGUAUUCCUGAUGCCGAAAUAUGUUAUUACUGUGGAAGCAUUCCCGUAAAUCUUAUGACAUACAAUAAUUCAUAACGUGUACAUUCGAUAAACCAACUAUUAUAAUUUUUUUUUACUGAAUGUAGCUAUAACGCUUAUUGAACGGAAGAAAAAUUAAUAAUAAUACCAACAAUGAAGUAUUUUUAUGAUAAUCUUGAAUAAACGAGUUGUAAUUCGAAAGAAA